AGAUAUGGGUCGGCCGAAUCGUGCAAAGGACAAGGACGGUGAUCCUCUUCGUACCCAGAAUGGAAAAAGAUUGGAUUGUCAAAAGUCAAUAUCAGAUCGUAAGAAGGCAAAUUUAGAUCGUCUAAAAGUUUCAAUGCAACGCGCAAAGGCUUUGGGUGGUGAGAUUCCAAUAUUAAAUAGUCUAUCCCUUCAAAUCCCAACUUCUGAUUCUCAAUUUCGGAUAUAUCGAAGAACACCGAGUCUCAGUGAAAGCCAAAGAUCAAUAGUUGCGGAUGCAUUGUCUGUUUUUCCACAGAGCCCACAAGUACCUUGGGUAAUUUUUUUAAAAAAAGGUACAUACUAUUACUAGUAAUGUUAGUUACUAUCUUUGAGCUGGUGGGCAUUACUUGGUCUACACACGGGCAAGCAACAUCUAUUCAACUACUCGAGGUAAAGAUCCAUUUGCUCACCACCAUCGACGGAAGGAGUUUACACCAAUUGAAGCAGUCAUGUUGGAACCGAUUGACAGAGAAUAUGCAAUGGCUGUUGGUGGUUUCCGUAUGCCGGAAGAAUAGAUUUACAAUCACAAUUGUGUUUUCGGGAACUUUCUUUGAAACUUUGGUUUUCAUUCCUUUCUUUUAACGAAAUGAAGCUUGCAUUCUGGGAACAAAGUUAUAUUUCUUUUUCCCUGUGUUC
This is a messenger RNA of Daucus carota subsp. sativus, 675 nucleotides long. RefSeq lists its product as uncharacterized. The transcript has 6 exons. The record is from RefSeq and is a predicted model, not a curated record. NCBI's taxonomy places the organism in Eukaryota, Viridiplantae, Streptophyta, Magnoliopsida, Apiales, Apiaceae. Bases 5 to 349 code for a protein of 114 amino acids.